Molecule: messenger RNA, 534 nt
Organism: Aureobasidium namibiae CBS 147.97
Lineage: Eukaryota; Fungi; Ascomycota; Dothideomycetes; Dothideales; Saccotheciaceae
Exons: 1
Coding region: 1-534 (177 amino acids)
Source: RefSeq, a predicted model, not a curated record
AUGCCAUACACACUCCAACCAGGCGGUUACAUCGACCCAACCUCCAAUUUCAGCGCCGGAGCCGUCGAAGUCGACCCAAGCGCCCCCGGAAAUGUCAUGCGCUAUGCUCUAGGUUUCGAAACCAUGGCCAAUGCCGUCGGCGGAACAUGGAUGGUCUUUUUCCCCAAACACUUUCUAAGCAUGCUCGUAAACUCAUCUGCCGACAUCACGCCUGCAGCAGUGACCUGGACCCAAGUCACCGGUGCUCUGGUCUAUGCUCUUGCUACGCCUCUGGUUCUGUCUAUUCCAAACACUAGACGGGGCAUCGAGAGUAGAGCGCCCACUUACUACACUCUUGCUGCUGGUGAAGUUGGUGUUGUGGCUGUGGCUUUGUACAAGGCUUUUGUGUUUGGAGAUGACAGUGGAUGGAGCAGAAAUGCUUUGCUGGCUGCUAGUGCUGUGCUGGCCCCCACCCUGGCUUGGAGACUAUACGUGCUGUUUGGCAAGCCAGAGUGGGUCGGGAGAUAUCGCGAACUCUCACGCAAGAGCAAGUAG